AUGAAAUAUCUGAUCGUACUUAGCUUGAUUGCAGCCGCCACCGCUGCCCCUGGAUUAUUGGGUUUGGGCCAUGGAUCAUAUGCAGCGCCAGCGCUGAGUUUAGGGAGCUUAGGUCAUGGACCAGCUAUAAGCUAUGCCGCACCAGCUGUUAGUUACGCAGCACCUUCCAUCAGUCUUGCUCCAGCGCCCAUUGUCAAGGCUUACUCCGCACCUGCUGUAGUCGCCGCACCGACCAUAGUGAAGGCAGCCCCAGCCGCCACCAGCUACUCCACCUUCAGUCAGGUCAUUCAACAUGCUGCCCCAGCCGUCGUUAAGGUCGCCGCCCCCGCUCCAGUUGCCGUAGCGGCUCCAGCCAUUUCUUACGCUGCACCCGCCCCGGCCAUCUCAUAUGCCGCAGCCGCGCCCGCCAUCUCGUACGCCGCACCCGCUCCAGCCAUCUCGUACGCUGCACCCGCCAUUAAAUUAGCCGCACCCGCGAUCUCCUAUGCCGCAGCCGCUCCAGCCAUCUCAUACGCUGCACCCGCCAUUAAAUUGGCCGCCCCCUCGAUCUCCUACGCUGCCGCUGCCCCAUCCAUCGUGAAGUACGCUGCUCCAGCCAUCAGCUACGGAGGCGGUCUCAGUUUAGGCCACGGCUACCAUUAA
Messenger RNA from Bactrocera tryoni, 642 nucleotides. Its product is annotated as cuticle protein 16.5-like. Gene Ontology annotation, molecular function: transcription coactivator activity. The coding region runs from base 1 to 642 and encodes 213 amino acids. Lineage: Eukaryota; Metazoa; Arthropoda; Insecta; Diptera; Tephritidae. The record is from RefSeq and is a predicted model, not a curated record. The transcript is spliced from 3 exons. Gene Ontology annotation, biological process: positive regulation of transcription by RNA polymerase II. Gene Ontology annotation, cellular component: RNA polymerase II transcription regulator complex.